This is a messenger RNA of Manihot esculenta (cassava), 893 nucleotides long. RefSeq names its product thioredoxin-like protein CITRX, chloroplastic. Gene Ontology annotation, cellular component: thylakoid. NCBI's taxonomy places the organism in Eukaryota, Viridiplantae, Streptophyta, Magnoliopsida, Malpighiales, Euphorbiaceae. The transcript has 4 exons. The coding region runs from base 92 to 658 and encodes 188 amino acids. Gene Ontology annotation, molecular function: protein-disulfide reductase activity. Gene Ontology annotation, biological process: cell redox homeostasis; plastid organization. The record is from RefSeq and is a predicted model, not a curated record.
CCCCCCCCCCCCCCCCUUUCCCCCCCACACCUUACACUCUCAGUGCUCUCUCUCCCUCUCUCUCUCUCUCUCUCUCUGUGUGUGUGCGCGAAUGGCUGCUCUUCAAGCUCACGCUCUUUCGCACAAGAUGACAACUUUCACGUCCAUCUUUGCAUCACAAGCUUCCGCAUCAUCUAGCUUUUCUUUUCCUUUCUCUUCCUUGAAAACCCAUCAAGAGAAUUCUCUCUUAUCUGCUACCAACAUCACCCAGAACAGGCCCUUUUCUCUCUCCACUCAUCCAAGAAGACUGCUUUGCAGACCCCCUCAAGGGAAGUAUGUUAGAGAAGACUAUCUUGUGAAAAAGAAGUCUGCAGAGGAGAUACAGGAAUUGGUGAGGGGAGAAAGGAACGUCCCCCUCAUCAUUGAUUUUUAUGCAACGUGGUGUGGACCUUGUAUUUUGAUGGCCCAAGAACUUGAGAUGCUAGCUGUGGAAUAUGAGAACAAUGCAAUGAUAGUUAAGGUUGACACUGAUGAGGAGUAUGAAUUUGCACGCGACAUGCAGGUUCGAGGUUUGCCAACACUGUUUUUCAUCAGUCCGGAUCCAAAAAAAGAUGCGAUCCGGGCUGAAGGGCUCAUCCCAAUACAGAUGAUGCGUGAUAUCAUUGAUAAGGAGAUGUGAAGGAGCAAUUGGUCUGUGAUGAAGCAUUCUGAUAGGUGAGCUGUUGCAGGACAAAUUUAGGGCUUCUUGCGAAAUGAUUCAUGUAUUAUGGGGCUACCAACAUUCUCUUUAAAGAUUUAGAUUUUUUUUUUUUUUUUCAAAGUAUUAGAAGAGAAAUCAAUCUCAUUGAAUUUUGAAUAUUGAUUGUAGUAAUGUAGUGACAAUGAUCGCUUUCAAUUAACUAACUUUACAUACA